AGAAAAUAGUUUGAAAUAGUUCUAGAUGGCAAAUAGCAUUUCACCAGGCAAUGACUUAACAAAAUAUUUGGUAUGUCUCGCUACACAACACAGACCAAAAGGAAAGUCCCACAAGUGAUCCAUGCCCUAUUUAAUGAAUUUUUAAAAAAUCCUUUGGAAGAUGUUUAGAUCGAUUUUUAGGUUUCAGGAUUUUUUAACUGUGUAUAAAGAUGAUUCUCAACUAUGUUUGAUAUACCAUUUUGCUUUAUGCAAUAAAUGGCCAUAAACGGGUUUUCCCAGCGUUAGCCCCACCCACUGGUGUGUUAGUGAGAUGAGGAGGAGAGAAGAGCGAUACAGGACUGAAAAUAACAUUACCUUUCAAAGGAUCCUAAUGCUAGGAAUAUCGUUAUUUAUUUUCAACGAUGUGAAUGUCUCAGUUGAGCUUUAUUUAUUUGUAUUCAGUACAUUUCACUGUGGAUUCUUUGGUAAAUCAAUCGCAUUUCGGUGCAAACAGACUUUUACGAUAUGGACUCGACAGUAACGCGACAACAUGUCAGUAACUGUGUUCAUUCUAAUGCCUGAUCUGAUAUUAAUGAUUCAUGUACAGUCAGAUGUUGUGUCAGUAAAUCAAACCAGUGACUAAACGCUCAACUUCACAUUGUUUCUCUUAGUAGGAUGAAAAUAAUCUGUUAUUUAAACUGGGAUUAAAUUAUAUAAAGAGCGAUCAAAGAACGCUCCCUUUACAAUCACUGGAGCUGUCAAUCAAACAGCGCAAGUUUAUCAGUGAAUCUCUUAGUUACAUCGCGUUUGCACUGUUAGUUAUGAUGAAAGCAUUCAUUAGUGUGCAGAAAUUGAGUUCAAUGACGAGAUCACUGCUUUCAUGCGCUCAACAACAUGUCUGUGAUCGACUACAAUGUUCAUCACUGCAACCUUUCAUGCCACGAUCUAAAUAUAAUGCCAUAUAUCUAAAUGUAAUGCUAUAAUCAGCACUUUUCAUGAUUAGUUAACCUUGAGAGCUGUAAUAGUAAAACGUGCUAAAAGAGAGGGUAAUGCUAUUUCAUAUGCAAAGAUGCCAGCCAAUCACAGCAGUGGGCGUUUACACUGAAGACACGCCCCUUAAAACAGAGCGUUCAAAUCAGAGGGCUAAAAUCAGGAAUCAGGGUAGGAAAAAUGCCUUUUGUUUCUAAAUUAUGACAAUGUUUGAUGUAAAAAGCAUACUAACAUUAUAAGUGCACCCCAAAUUAUAAAACAAUAAAACAAUGCAGUUCAUGACCCCUUUAAAAUGAGUUAAUAGAAAUUAAAGAUUUGAGUUAAUACAACGAAGGCGAUUGAUUUAAUCAUCAGAAACUCAAAAUAUUAUGUUAUCUGAACUACAUUAAAUAUCUAAGUUGAUUUGACAGAAGAAAAAUGUUGUAAUAACAAAUCAUGAAAAUAAUUGUUUACAGUGUGAUUAGUCCUCUGCAGUGGACAUGAAAUCAAUGUCCUAUUUCAUAACAGAAAAUCACAUUUUGAUUUCAAACCGAUAUGAAAAAACAUUUUGAAAAUAAGUCAGAUUUAAAUUAUCAAAUUUCCAUAAGAGUGUUAAAUUUGAUCACUUAAUUAAUAAUUAUUGCAUUUUUAAAAACCAGCUUAAAGAAGCUUCCCAACAUUUGGUAUCUCUGAAAAGCCAUGAAUUUGCUCUUUACAGGACAUCCAGACUUUAAACAGUGGCAUGUAUGUUGUCAGAGAAAUUCACUAAAAUAUAAUGUCCACUGCAGAGGACAAAAGGUUCCAGGAAGAUAUGCAUAGCCCUUCUUUAAAAAAAAACUCAUUUAAAUGUUGAAUCUUGAUCGUCUCUUGAGUCAUGAUGGCACAGAGGAGAGGAGGAGAAUGUGAAUGACAGCAUGCAUGUGAUUGUGUUUUUCCACCUGAUGAGGAGCAAUAAAUUCCCACGUGAGCGUGAAUCUCUUCUGAUGUAUGAAAAGGGUUAAGAACACGAGCGUGCUCUGCUCACCACUGCAUUACAUCAUUCAGCACCCCCCAGUCCUGAGGUGUUGAAUCGAGCACUAGGUGGCAUCCUCGAUGAGUAAGCAGCAUCCGCGUCUCUCUCUCUCUCUUCUCUUCUCUCUCUUCAGUCCAGACAUCCAGUCAGCGGCGUCGGGUGUCUCAGGGAACAGUCCCGCGCUCGCUCCCUGUGCGGGGAUGCUGCGCGAGCACAAUGUCCAGGUGACAAGAACCCGAUUCCAGCAGGAGUUCGUCUCUGACCUGAGCCGGUUCGAGCACUAACUUCACCGUCCGGAGGAUGCUCUGCCUCUCUGGCGUCACCGUCACCCCACAACUCCAUGGCUACCUCAUUAGGGGUACUCUGGAGAAACAGGUGUCGGGGAAGUGACGUCACGAGCCUCGGAAACCGGAGGUGUGCGCUUUGGAGAGCAAGAUGGCAGCGAAAUCCGACGGUCGGGGGGUCGUCACCGGUUUCGCCCAGCUGCACAACCUGGACGAGACGGUGGGGAGCUGCGAGGACGACCCGCGGCAGAACAGCUCAUUCCACAUCUGCCACUGCUGCAACACCUCGUCGUGCUACUGGGGCUGCCGGAGCGCCUGUCUGCAUUACCUCCUGGGCAAGGGGAGAGACGUCAGGCGGCCACCUCACGAGGAGCGCCUGUGGUUGGACUGCCUGUGGAUCGUCCUCGCGCUGCUCGUCUUCUUCUGGGACGUGGGCACUGACUUGUGGCUCGCGCUCGACUACUACGCCAAGCAGGACUACCUCUGGUUCGGACUCACACUGUUCUUCGUGCUGGUGCCGUCGGUGCUGGUCCAGAUCCUGAGCUUCAGGUGGUUCGUGCAGGAUUACACGGGGGGCGGCUUGGGCUCCGUGGAGGGUCUGAGCAGCGGCCGGAGAGCCGCGUCGGGCACGAGCGCAGGGGUGUACGGCAGGGCCAGAUGCUGUCGCGUCUCGGUGUGGGUCUGGCAGACGCUCAUACACAUCCUUCAGAUGGGACAAGUGUGGAGGUACAUCAGAACAAUGUAUCUCGGCAUCCAGAGUCGCAGGCAAAAGGAGAACCAGCGACGCUUCUACUGGGCCAUGAUGUACGAGUAUGCCGAUGUCAACAUGCUCCGUCUACUGGAGACAUUUCUGGAAAGCGCUCCACAGCUGGUUCUCCAGCUCUGCAUCAUGAUCCAGAAGAACCGGGCCGAAACGCUGCAGUGUGUGUCAGCGGUCGCGUCUCUCCUCUCUCUUUCCUGGGUUCUGGCCUCAUACCACAAGCUUCUGCGUGAUUCCCGCGACGACAAAAAGAGCAUGAGCUACCGGGGAGCGCUGGUGCAUCUUCUGUGGCGUUUCUUCACCAUUUCUUCUCGGGCGCUAUCAUUUGCCCUCUUUGCCUCAGUUUUCCACCUCUACUUUGGCAUUUUCGUGGUGCUGCACUGGUGUGCCAUGGCCUUCUGGGUAAUCCACGGAGGCACCGACUUCUGUAUGUCCAAGUGGGAGGAGGUGCUAUUCAACAUGGUGGUGGGCGUGGUCUACGUCUUCUGCUGGUUUAACGUCAAGGAGGGAAGGACCCGAUACCGCAUGGUGGUUUAUUAUUCGCUGGUGCUGGUUGAAAAUACCAUCCUUACCGCUCUGUGGUACGCCUACAGAGACCCGGUUGCUACCGACUCCUACGCUGCAUCCGCCCUCUGCGGCGUCUUCCUGUGCUUUGCCUCUGGAGUGGCCUGCAUGGUCCUCUACUACGGGGUCCUGCAUCCUAUGGGACCCCGACUGAGGGUGCUUGCCAGUUCCUGCUGUGCCGAGCUGCUCUGGGGUCUCCCCUUACCACCUGAGGCCGAGCCCAUGGCGCCCACUCCGGGGCCUCGGGGCUCCCAAGCCACCCCGACCAGGGGCAUGGCUUCAGGUGACUACAGCGAGCCGGAGGAGGCUGCCACAGACACUUGCCUGCCGGUGUUCCAGGUGAGAUCCACAGAGCCCACCGAUGCGGCGGGCCGGCCCAUUCAGCCCGAGGGGCCCCUCAUCAAGAUUGACAUGCCCAGGAAGCGCUAUCCGGCCUGGGAUGCUCACUUUGUGGACCGACGUUUGCGGCGGACCAUAAACAUCCUCCAGUACAUCAGCCCCAAUGCAGUGGGCAUCAGGUACAGGGAUGGACCCCUCCUCUACGAGCUGCUCCAGUACGAGUCCUCCCUAUGAAGGCGCUCCUUCUCUACUCUCAUGCCCUCUCUGGUUAUCCACUUCCCUUGGUGCUUUUUUCUUCAGAGUUUUUAUUUAGUUGUACUCUUAAACUAUAAGAGUGCAUCUAAGAGUCUAAACAGAGAAUAUUCAACAUAUAUUUUGACUAACACAGUGUAGAGUUGGAGAACAAAGAGUCCGAAAUACAACAUUCCCUAGUUUGGGUUACUAUAGCGUGAAUGUUCGACUAAUGUGUUUGUUUGAUGGUGUCUGUGGCCCUGUCACCUCUGACAUGUGCAUGAUGGGAAUGAUGGAGGAACAUAGUCUUUAGCAUCCUCAUUCUGAUUUUGCUUUUGCCAUUUUGUGCCUACGUUUUUUCCAAACAGUUGUGAUGACAACUGAUCUUAAAGAUGGCAAACGAGUUAAUAUCAGCUAGACACUAAAAAGCACAUUUGAUUGUCAAAAAAAAAAAAAGCACACAAUGCCCUAUUCCUUUUCUCUUGUGAUUAAGGGGGAAGAGACUUGAAAUUGUUGUCAAAUUGCUUUAAUCUCCAGUAAAAUACAAUGAUGUCAUGUAAAGAUUUUGGUGUUGGCCAACCAUAUAACACUGCCACUGCUAUUUUGAUCAUCAAGGGCCUUAAUAUUUAUCUUAACAUGUCUUUUCCUACUGAAACUCACUAGUGAUGUGAUAUACUGUACAAAUCUGAGGAAGUUAUGACAAUAUAUGAUAUUUUUUUACAUAUGGCCCACUGUUAUUUUUAACCCAUCUAUAUUACGUGCGAGUACACUUUAUGAAAGCUAGAUUGAAUAAAUGGGACAUAAUUCUUUGUAUUUAUAUACCAUAUCGUUUAAAAGUUUGGGGCCAGUAAGAUGUGAAGAGGUUUAAAUUGUUAAAAAAGAUGAAUCAUGGUUUACACAAAAAUAGGGACUGUAUUCAACAUUGAUAAUAAUGAUAAAUGUUUCUUAAGCACCAAAUCAUCUUAUUAGAAUGAUUUCUGAUGGUUCAUGUGACACUGAGGACUGGAGUAACGACGCUGAAAAUUCAGCUUUGAUCCCAGGAAUAAAUUACAUUUUAUAAUAUAUUCAAACAGAUAUUUUCAAUUUCAAGAAUAUCUCACAAUAUUACUGUUUUAAAGUAUUUUUAUAUCAAAUAUCAAAUAAAUGCAGCCUUCAUUAGCAUGAGUGAAUCUUACAGACCCCAAACUUUUGAACGGUAGUGCGUUUUAUUUUAUUUAUUUAUUUAUUUUUUUACAUAUGGCCCACUUUAUAUUUUUUUAAAACCCAUCUGAGAGUGAGAGUGCACUUGUUGAAAGAUAGAAAUAUAGACAUAUUCCCUUAUAAAAGUCUUUCCAUAAAUACACAGAUAUAAAGACAAAAUAAUACGACUUUGUUAAACAUGUUUUGUCAUAUACCUUAACUAAAAAUGUGCUUUGUGUGAUCGAACAUGUACUGUACCUGUAAAUUGGUUUUAUGCAAGGAAAAAAUAUUAAUUAAUAUGACUAAACUAACCUCAAUGAAAUUAUUUUUGAGGAUUAGCUCAUGUAAAAACGUAUCCUUAAGGUAACAAUUGCAGGUUACCGUUUUUACAGUGUAAUAAUGAACAGAAAUGUUUGCAGUGUGUGGUGCUUAACUCUAACCUUUAGUACUCCUCCAUCAUUCCCUGUACAAAAUUGCAUUUGUCUCUCCACUUAAACCUUUUCCUCAGAAAAAAGCUAAUGGUUUCUCAAAGUGUCAAGAAACUUGACACACUUACAUGUGUAAAUGGUAUACCAUUCGCAUUCAAAAUGUACUAUACUCAUUUUUUAUUUAUAUAGAAAUCCUUUAUUUGAAGUGUGCAAUAUUUUUUGAAGAUGUACUUUGAAAUGAUUGGAGAAAAAGGUUGCUUUUGCCUGAAUUAAGUUUAUACGCCACCAUCGAAUGCAUGCCAAGGAUGCACAUAUUGAGCAUUGACUGGGGUGCCAGGUGCCAACCAAUGAAUGAGGGUUUCUAAAGUGCAAGAUAAUUGAAUUAAAUGUCCGAUUUUUUUCAGUAUCCUAUAUACGGUGCACUUAGAACAAACCUGAGGGUUACCUCUAGAAAAAGCCACUUGUUUACCUCCAAUCCUGAGGUAAUUUUCCCCCAGAUUUCAUUGAUUCGAUUAAGAAUGAAUGAAUUGCUCUGUGAGGGCUGAGGUCAUUUUUGUUGUCCCGACACCUUGUUUAGCAUCCAGGCAAGAUAAGUGCAGACACUAACAUGGGAUGCCAAGUUUCACCGCAUGGGCUGCUACAAACCUCAUUUGUGCCUGCUGAAAUUUUCCAAGCAGACUUCAGAUCGGGUGUAGUGGACAAGGUGGAGGGUUUUUUUCUGCCAGGGAUGGAAAAGAACAUGAGGAUAGACAAUAGCUAUCAGUGAGAGUGUGCAUUCGUGUGUAUGUGUGUGUGACUUUGGUUUGUAGGUCUUACCUCUUCAGCUCCAUCCUUGGUUGCUGCUCAGACCCCUCCACCCCUCUCAUGCGAGUGUUAUCUGGGAUACUCGGAUGCAAAAACUUGCUUAACAACUUGGAUUUAUAACCUGGCCAAAGGGAAUCAGGGAUGGGCAGGCGAUUUCAUGCAAUUCCGAAACAUCAAAAUUCCGUAAUCCUUCGCAAUAUCAGGUUUUCAGUUGAAACUAAGAAAUGUUUCUGUUUCCUGUUCCCUAUUCCCUUACAGUGCCUGUAACAGUCACCGAUAUUCCAAUCCUUUAGGUGCUUGGCACAUUGAUGCACUGUUGUUUGCUGGGAUAUGCACCAACCCUGUUAUGUUAUGAUGUGUACGACUACUUUAACUUGUUUUUACGCGUUUAACUUGUUGUUGCGUGACUCGGCUGCCUGCACUCUAAAAAAUGCUGGGUUAAAAACAACCAUUUCUGGGUUAUUUGGCAACCCAGCGCUGGGUAAAUAUUUGACCCAGCAUGUUGGGUUUUAUACAUUAACCCAUUUGCUGGGUUGUUUUUUGACAGUGCUGGGUUAGUCAACAUGAUAUCAAAGGUUUUUCAUUUUAAAUAAUAAAACUGCACCCCAAAAUCUCUGUUAUAUAUGUAAGACAGAAGCAGUUUACAUACAAUAUUUUUUAUUCAAAGUCAGUCUUUUACAAUCAUAAAACACUCAAAAAAACAUUUAGUAAAGGGUUUAGGACAGCGGGAGCAGCAGCCAGUGGUAAUCUGUGGGAAGAAAACUGCUAUCAGGCUGUUCCAGUUCAUUAAAUGACAAUCUUGUAUAUUCAUAUUUGAAAAGUUACAUCAAAAACAGCUUUACCUUGUUGUGCCAUCUCGUCUGUCAUACAAACGCAUAGCGCGACCGCAGCUGCAACGCUAGCGCACUAGAUCUAUAGCGCUCCUAUUGUUGUCACUAUAUUACAGCACAACAAAUUCGUUUUAUAUGACAGCGAUGUCGCGUCGUGUUUCAGCCCUAGUCGCGCAUUCGUUUGACGGAGGUGAAGCGUUAAUGGUGGCGCCGGCGCGUCGUUCGCUUUGAGUGUAGAUCCGGUGUAUUGUAGAAGCCUAGCGUUAGCUGCGACGUACAUGUAAACAAAGGUAAAAUGUGAGACUACAGACUUUUUCCUAUUUAUACGGUAAUAAUUUGAUAGGAAUACAAUGUAAUACAAACCUUAAUUUCAUUCAAGAAGUUUCCCCUCGGGAAGUUUUCUCUCAGAACAAAAAAUGGCCGUUGACAAUAUCCAGUUUUAACCGGUUUGGCACAGACUACCCAACAUUGGGCUACAUUGACCUAGCGCUGGGUAGAUAUUUUAGGGGGUUCAUCAUUUGUAUUGACAGUAAAAAUGACCCAGCACCUGGGUAAAAAUAUUAAAAAUAAAAAUAUUUAAAAAUAACCCAGCAUCUUUUUAGAGUGUGGUAUUUAGUCAUACGUUCAUAGUCCAAUUACAGAUUCGGUUUCUACUAACGCACUUGAGGUAAGACAGACCAGGUGAUAUUUUCAACUACACUGUGAUAUUUUCUUCUAUUAUUCUACUUGCGCAUUAGCAUGAUGUGUAGUGACCAACAUUGCCACGUUUGAGCAGACACAGGGAGAGAUUUGAAACAAAUCCUACCCCGUACAGCACACGUAUAAUUCCGAAUUGGUUUGUUUUAGAUUACCGCCUUACUAGUCAAAGAAGUUACACAACAGAUUAGUCGAUGUUAAAGUCAUGCCACCACUUCGUCGAGGGUGGGGUGGGUGAGCGGGACCAGUCUCUAAUAUCUGAUUCUUUGUGGUGCCUUGUCUUUUUGGGUGCUUCUGUAUAGCCAUGGCAGCCAGUGCAGCAAACAACAAUGCCAGUGUCUCUAUCUCCAUUCAUAUUUCACUCAGUACUGUAACAAGCCAGUCAAUUUUGUCCCAUACCCGCGCAGGAAGUGAAUCUAAAUCUGCGUAUUAUGUCUGAAAGGCAAUACUUAACAUCUAGCCUACUUGAAUGUUGGGUUUUAAUUCCUGAAGAAGACCGGUUCCAUUCAAACAUUCACAAGGCUUUUAUGAGCAGAUGCGAAAAAGGAAAGAGAUUUAAUUGGUUUGUUUGGGUACUAAAUGACAGUUAUGAUGAAGUUAGCAAUUUCUUUAAUGAUUGUUAAUGUACUUCUGUCUAUGCCUUCCUCUGUCUUGCAAAACGAAUGAGCUGUAGUGCCAACAAGUUAAUCUUUUCUCUCUGUCGUUUGUCUUGUGAACAAAAAUGUCUAGCCAAAUGGAUUUAUGCCUGCAAAAAAAAAAAAAGAAGAAAAAAAGAAAAAAAUGUGUGUAGACCAAUAAGAAUAGAAAAAGUGGGGUACGUAAAUAUGGUGCUCACUGGAUCGAAUAUUUUAACUUAAAUCUGAGAUGGCAUUGGACACAUUUUUAACGGCCUCUAGUGGUGAACCAUCUUCAGACUGCUUCUACAUCCUUUGGAUUUUUAGCAUGCCCACAAAAUGCAUCCUAUGGUGACCCCUCCAACACACUUGCAUGCUUUCUUCAAUGCAACGUCCCACCCAUCGCUCCAGAGCAUCUACAUAUGCUCAUCAAAUCCACAGUGGUUCUGCAAUGAUCAGUAUUGAAAUAGAGCCAAAUGUUCUGAUGACAAAACGACCACAAAACGGUGCAUUUUUGUUUCUUGACCUGGUGCUUAUCAACAUAUUCUUAAGGUGCUACCACGAAUGUGGACUGCAGGACCCCUGUCGUGGCUCACUAAGCAAGGCCACCAUCCGAUAGACCUGCCUCUUUAAGCUCACGGACACUUUCCUCUCUGGAAGAACAAGCACCUCAACACAGUUUACAGCCAAACAUCUCUCUUUGAAAUAUGGUGCCAUUUAUUAUGUUUCAACCUGCACAAAGAAGCAUUGGUGCAGCAAAUAUCUUAAUUUUUUUUACUUCUUCCCCAAAUUUCUGUUCAUUUUUGUGUAUAUUUGUUUAAAAAAAAAUGUUUAGGUGUUUAAAAUCUGCACUAGGAUUUCUCAUAAGAGAAAAAAAGAUGAAAAUGCAUCAUUUUGACAUUCAUCCACAGGCCUAAAAGUACUUCUGAUAAAAAGGGAUCGCUAAAAACAUAUAGAAGGUGAUUGCCGUGCUGUAUAUUCCUGUCAUCUCUAUGUCCUAAACCUAUGUGUAUUUCUUCUGUUAUUGUAGAGCUGGCUGUAUAUUUUGUUGGAAAAAUAAUCUUAUGAUUGAUUAUGGUUGUCAGAUGAAUUGCUGCUGAUUUUUAGAGUUGUUAUCCAUGCUGUUGGAGAUGGGUAAAUCACCUGUGAAACAGAUUGUGUUAGAUCGUCAUUGUAUUUCUCACAUGGGGUAUUAAAGAAAGAAGGCACAAAAUUAUUAAGCAAAUUA
Messenger RNA from Ctenopharyngodon idella (grass carp), 9917 nucleotides. RefSeq names its product XK, Kell blood group complex subunit-related family, member 6b (gene xkr6b). The coding region runs from base 2396 to 4141 and encodes 581 amino acids. The transcript is spliced from 3 exons. Lineage: Eukaryota; Metazoa; Chordata; Actinopteri; Cypriniformes; Xenocyprididae. Gene Ontology annotation, biological process: engulfment of apoptotic cell; phosphatidylserine exposure on apoptotic cell surface; apoptotic process involved in development. Gene Ontology annotation, cellular component: plasma membrane. The record is from RefSeq and is a predicted model, not a curated record.